Molecule: messenger RNA, 489 nt
Organism: Fusarium oxysporum Fo47
Lineage: Eukaryota; Fungi; Ascomycota; Sordariomycetes; Hypocreales; Nectriaceae
Exons: 2
Coding region: 1-489 (162 amino acids)
Source: RefSeq, a predicted model, not a curated record
AUGGCUGCAGAGUCCAAACUAGGAGAUAAUACAAUAUGGCACACGUUUACAAGAUAUAUCCCAGAAUGUUUUGUUAGCGACUAUUCCAAACUGGAGAAAGGCUUGAAGGAAUUCUUCCCUGGCGGAAUUGAUGUCACAUUUGAGAAGGAAACCGCAGACCAUGUAGCACAUUACAAGGUUAUCGGGCUCCGAGACAGUCCCGAUAACAUCAACCUACAGAAAUUCCUCACGGACGACUCCGGUUCAGCAGAUCAAGAACCCGAGACUUGGGGCAGUCAAAUUAAAUAUGUCCCCGUUCGUCUUGUCAAGGACGUGAACAGUUUCAAAGCAGCAUUGAAGAAACACUAUGGUGAAGGAGUGACGCACCCUAUCAAGGGCUCACACACAGAAGAGGCCGUCUAUGAGGUUAAGGCACCCAAAGCGAGUACAGGACCCACAGAUCUGGUGAAGACUCUCCAGGAGGAGGAUGUCCUUAAGAAAGAGGGAUGA